ACUUGAGCGUGUUUUAUUUGUUUAUGUAUAUAGAUUUUAAUUAAAAGUGCGUUGUUUUUUCCUCCAAUUGUAUUAAAUACAUAGCGUUGGUGUUCAAAAUGCGCAAUUUUGGCAAGCAGCAGUCCCAAGACACCACUGACAGUGGUGUGGAGAAAGGCGACUAUCCGCGUACGACAAAUGGUGUAGUCUUUGGAGCAAUUGUGACUUUCGUGAGCUUUUUCGUGCUCAUGAUGUCUUUCUGUUCGCCCUAUUGGAUUGAAUCGUACGAGGAGACACGCAGCAGCUUUAAAAAUAUGGGCAUCUGGCAAUAUUGUUUUAAGAACUUUGUUUAUCCAAAAUAUCAAUUUCCCAAGCAAUUUACAGGCUGUCACAACAUAUUUUCGCAUGAAUAUUAUGUUAUACGUGAAUAUUUGCUACCUGGUUGGCUUAUGGCCGUACAGGCUUUUGUCACCAUGUCCUUCAUCAUUGUGUUUUUUGUGCUGGCCAUACUCUCGCUCACAAUUAUUCGCUUGCCCCUAAAGCCUGUGUUGCAGUACGAAUGGUUGCUGGUGCGCCUUUCCUAUUUGGGCACGGCCAUAUCAUCGCUCUUUAUGUUCCUCGCCAUUUGUAUAUUUGGUGGCUGUGCGUACCGUCGCGACUGGCUCAUGUAUCCAAAGUUCAAUGUGCUCAGCUGGUCGUAUGCACUGGCGGUGGUCUCGUUCAUGCUGCUUGGCUUGGCCGCUUUAAUACUGCACCGUGAGGCCCGUCAGGCGUAUGAUGCACGGGGCGAGCAAAAGAAUUUGGUGAUGCAGAUGGAAAUGCAGGAGCCAGGUUAUCAGCCACCUCGUCAUCAUCAAAGCCAAUCGCGUAGUCUGCAGGGCUACAUAUAAAAAGCUAAUGUAGCGUUUCCUGCAACUGCAGCAACGAAACUUCAUUGCAUUCCAUUUUAUUGUAAUAAUUUUUCUUAUUCGUAGCCUUAGAUUUGCGUCUCUCUAUACAUAUUUUUUUUGGUCUUCUAUCAAUCAACUUUUUCAUCUUCUACAUAUCUGUUUAUAGAAUCUCUGUAAUUAAUGCCGUCCCCCAAAAAAUCGUAUUACGUACUUUUGAUCAAAAGUGCCUUACAACUUUUCUAGUGCAAAUUUUUUAUACUUAUACAAACUUACAAAUAUUACUUGUAGUCUCCUAUAGCCCAUAGAUAUGUACGUAUAGAUAUCUGUGUGGCAUCAGAACGGCCGUCCAAAACCUUUUACAAUAUAUGAAUAACACACACACAAAAUGUAAUUUAAAGCAUUUAGUAAAAACAAAAAGGGCUCUCACACUUGAUCUGUUAAAGUCUUAUUAAGUACAUAGCCAAAUUAAAUUAGCCUUUGCAAAAAUCAUUCAAACAAGAGCUUACCUUUAGCAAUAUUAACUAAGACGAAAGUACGAUCUGUUAUGACUGCCCUAAAUAGUUAUACAUAUUAAUUGUAUAUUAAUAGUAUCUCUCGAUAUUGUUGCUCGAAUAACAAACGAACCAAAACGACGUACACAUUUUCAUGUAAUGCAUAUCAACACAAAAUUAUGAAUAAAAAUAUGUAUACAAUAAUAUUGA
Molecule: messenger RNA, 1570 nt
Organism: Scaptodrosophila lebanonensis
Lineage: Eukaryota; Metazoa; Arthropoda; Insecta; Diptera; Drosophilidae
Gene: pck
Exons: 4
Coding region: 99-869 (256 amino acids)
Biological process (GO): septate junction assembly; regulation of tube size, open tracheal system
Cellular component (GO): septate junction; membrane
Source: RefSeq, a predicted model, not a curated record